AUGAAGUCUUUCGCCCUCGCCGCUCUCCUCGGCCUCGCCCUCGCCUCACCCACACCCACCGUCGACAAGUCCGACAAGCGCACCAUCCAGAAGCGCGCCUCCAUCACCGACGCCGCCAACAUUGGCUUCGCCUCCUCCAACGGGGGCACGACCGGCGGCGCGGGCGGCACCACCACCACCGUCACCGACUUCGCCUCCUUCUCCGAGGCCGCGUCCGCCGACGGUCCCGCCGUCAUCGUCGUCCAGGGCGACCUCACGGGGCCCGGCCGCAUCCGCCCCAGCUCCGACAAGACCAUUGUCGGCGCCUCGGGCGGCGCCUCCCUCACCGGCAUCGGCUUCUACGUCCGUCGCGUGAGCAACGUCAUUAUCCGCAACCUGGCCAUUGCCAAGGUCGACGCCGACGACGGCGACGCCAUUGGCAUCGACCGCAGCACAAACGUCUGGGUCGACCACGUCGACCUCUCCGGCGACCUCAACGUCGGCAAGGACGACUACGACGGCCUCUUUGACGUCACGCACGCCGCCGACUGGAUCACCCUCUCCAACUCCCUCAUCCACGACCACUGGAAGGGCUCCCUCGUCGGCCACUCCGACUCCAACGCCAACGAGGACGAGGGUCACCUCACCGUCACCUACGCCAACAACCGCUGGUCCAACAUCAACUCCCGCGGGCCCUCGGUCCGCUUCGGCACCGCCCACAUCUACAACAACGCCUACGAGAACAUGAUUGACUCGGCCAUCAACACCCGCCUCGGCGCCCAGGUCCUCGUCGAGUCCACCACCUUUACCGACACCGAAGAUCCCAUCGUCUUCCGCUACUCGGACGAGACUGGCUACGUCGUCGUCAACGACGUCGACCUGGGCGGCGCCUCCUACGACGUGGCCGAGGGCACCCUCUCCGGCAGCGAUCUGCCCUACACUUACCAGCUCGCUGGGAGCGACAACCUCGAGUCUGUCCUCGCUGGUGCCGGCGCCACCCUCACCUGGGAGUAA
This is a messenger RNA of Emericellopsis cladophorae, 993 nucleotides long. Its product is annotated as pectate lyase B-like protein. Gene Ontology annotation, molecular function: pectate lyase activity. The record is from RefSeq and is a predicted model, not a curated record. The transcript has a single exon. NCBI's taxonomy places the organism in Eukaryota, Fungi, Ascomycota, Sordariomycetes, Hypocreales, Bionectriaceae. The coding region runs from base 1 to 993 and encodes 330 amino acids.